GCUUUUGGAGGUACGUGGACGUUCUCAAAUACUCGAUGGAGUUUACAGAAGAAGGAGAGAGAAGAGAAGAGAGAGAAGAGAGAGGAGAGAGAGCCAUAAAACCAGGCCCAGUGGGGUUUUCUUUGUUUAUUUUUUAUUGCUCAGAGCAAAAGCAAACUGUUUGAGCCAAAUGCUAUUCUGGCCUCUCUCUCUUCCCCGGAUGCCCACCUCGAGCCUUCUUCUAUAACCGCCCCAAAUCCCCCAGCCGCGCUUUUUUUAUUCAUCAAUUCGCUCCGAUUUCACUGAGUCAUCACACACCCAACUCGGUCCCAAUCGAUCUUCAAUCAAUCUGAUCAGAGCAAUUUCGUUGCUGCUGUGAGUUCUGACGAUGAACAAGAGGCCACGAACAAGCAUCGGCAAGGCUGUCGUCAAUGUUUGGCAGCGCGAGGUCGGCGAGCUCUCGGCCAGAAAUUUUACCCACCGUGUUGGUGGCUCUGAGGAUCUUGUGCUUCGACUUGAACUCUACAGGAAGCUCGAAAAGCAUCGAGGAUGUGUGAACACUAUAAGCUUCAAUGCGGCUGGUGAUAUUCUGGUUUCAGGCUCUGAUGACAGGCGGGUCAUCCUAUGGAACUGGGAAACUGGGAAAGUUCAGCUUUCAUUCCAUUCAGGUCAUAAUAACAAUAUUUUCCAAGCAAAGAUCAUGCCUUAUACCGAUGAUAGAAGCAUUAUCACCUGUGCUGCUGAUGGGCAGGUGAGACAUGCUCAAAUUUCAGAUAAAGGACAAGUGAAAACUUCAUUGUUGGGCAAACAUCUGGGGCGCUCUCAUAAGUUGGCAAUUGAGCCUGGGAGCCCUCACAUUUUUUACACCUGUGGUGAAGAUGGAUUGGUGCAACAUUUUGAUCUGAGGACUGGGGCUGCCACAGAACUUGUCACAUGCCAACCUCUUGAUGGUAAAAGGAGUCACAUGCCAGCCAUCCAUCUAAAUGCAAUUGCAAUUGACCCAAGAAACCCAAAUUUCUUUGCAGUGGCAGGUUCUGACGAAUAUACUCGACUUUUUGAUAUCCGCAAGUAUAAAUGGGACGGAUCAUCUGAUUUUGGCCAACCUGCAAACUUCUUUUGCCCACCACACUUGAUUGGUGAUGGGCGAGUUGGAAUUACUGGAUUGGCCUUCUCAGAACAGAGCGAACUUCUUGUCUCAUACAAUGAUGAGAACAUCUAUCUUUUUGAACGAGGUAUGGGAUUGGGACCUAAUCCAGUUCCAACCUCUCCAGUUUCUAUGGGAAGUGAUGCAAGUGAAAUGAGUACUAAUCAUCAGAGUGAAGCAUCUCCAUCAACCAUGGCUAUUGAUGAAAGUUCUGCUCCUCAAGUUUACAAGGGUCAUAGGAACUGUGAGACCGUGAAAGGCGUGAACUUCUUUGGUCCUAAAUGUGAGUAUGUUGUGAGCGGGUCUGACUGUGCGCGGAUAUUCAUAUGGAAGAAAAAGGGUGGGGAGCUGAUUCGUGUUAUGGAAGCAGAUAAGCAUGUGGUAAAUUGCAUCGAGUCUCAUCCUCACACCACAGUUCUUGCAAGCAGCGGAAUCGAUAGUGACAUCAAGAUAUGGACUCCAAAGGCCAAUGAGAGAGCUACUCUGCCUCAGAACAUUGAGAAGAAACCCAGGGCUAGGGGAUGGAUGUACCGCCUAUCCUCACCCGAGGACUUGAUGUUGCAACUGUUUUCAUUGCAAAGGCAGAGGGUAAGCCCAGAGCGCGACGGCGAGAACUCAAAUGAUGGUCAGGAACUUCUAGAGCUAAUAAUGGCAUUCCAGCGCAACUCUGAUGAUUCUUCAGAGGAUGGAGGAGACACCUCCAGUCAGGAUGAUUUGUUUUGUUGAGUUAUGAAGCCUAUGAAUAAUUGUACAUAAUUAGGAUGAAGUUGUACUUUUUGGAGAAUUUUCCUGUUUACUUGUUAACUUAUACAUCGUGUUGUUUUCUAUACAUUCGUGUUUUCUUUUUCUUGUAUUUUCGCUUUCUGCUUAAAUUAGGGUGAAAAGAAGACUGGAAAUGAUAGAACAGUUUAAAUCA
This is a messenger RNA of Prunus mume (Japanese apricot), 2039 nucleotides long. RefSeq names its product Transducin/WD40 repeat-like superfamily protein. Lineage: Eukaryota; Viridiplantae; Streptophyta; Magnoliopsida; Rosales; Rosaceae. Gene Ontology annotation, molecular function: protein binding. The record is from RefSeq and is a predicted model, not a curated record. Gene Ontology annotation, cellular component: Cul4-RING E3 ubiquitin ligase complex; cytoplasm.